CUGCCUUGCUGCUGGGAGCCUGUGGCCCGUCACCACGAAGCGCAUUCUGAGUAAAGGGCUCAGAUUUUAUUUUUGGACUGUUAUGGAGCCUGUCUCUUCCAUUUGUAGGAAGGGGGUAGAGUUGAGCCUGACAUGAGUCGCCUGCUCUGACACACCAGGCUGGGACAAGCAGGCGCAACCGGCAGCCCCGCGAGCAGCAGUCUCACUCACAGGAGACUAAAGACUAAAGUGUCUAAAGUGUGCCAUCGGUCAUCUUAUACAAUCAUCAUCUGGUCGGUGGUGCCGCAUAAAAGCCCCACCCUGGACAGGAUCGCUGGAGUGUUGACUUACAGGACAGUGAAAGUGAUGCAGAGUGGACAGGAGCCGAGCGCCAUGACAGGGAGAGAGUGAGAGACCGGCUCCUCUUCUCCUUCUGGUGUUCCACCUAAAAUUAGGCCCAGGGAACCAGCAGCCUCAGCCUCCAGACUCGAACCAAAGACACGGGGGCUGAUUUCCUCAGAGCUAUGAGUUAUGGGGCUGUUUUCAGUCCGGGCCUGCUGUCCCAGCAGUACCCCCCACCCCUGCUGCCCAAACCUGGCAAGGACAAUGCCCGCCUUCAGAAACUACUUAAGAAGAGCGCCAAGAAGAAGGCCGCCCAACAAUCCCAACAGAUACCCCUCCCUUUCCGCUCGAGCUUGUCCCCUGUAAACGAGGCCAGUCCCGACCUGGAACGCAGCGACCACUCCACCCCUCCCAGGACGCCCGAGACGCCGACGUACGCAACUCUGCACCCCCGAUUCAGCGUCAGACCCCUCUACCAGCAUGUGGCCUCUCCGUACCCUCACCAUCGAGGCUUUACGUACGGCAAGACCGCCAGGUUCUCCCCUCAGCCGUAUGGAGCUCCGAGCCAACCUGCCGCUCGUGCCGUAACCCCACGUAUCACGUACACGCCCCCACUGCGGCCUGCAGGGGUAUCCCCGGGCCCAGGUAGCUAUGCUGAGGCACACCCGUUGCACGGGGGUACCCCUCCCUCUCCCGUGUCUCCUGUCACACCUGUCCCUGCCUUUGUACCUGCACCUGAGAUUUCAAGAGUCCCUGCUACAAAGCCAGCUUCAGAAGCACCUCCAGUGCCAGUACCUGUGAUUUCAACUGUGUCUUUAGCCCCUGCACCUGCACCUGCACCUGCUCCUGCCCCUGCCCCUGCUAAGACUGUUGCCCCAAUUAAAUACCUUACACCUAUCACUUUGGUAACCCACAAAGCACCGAGUCCAAAGUUUAAUGCUUAUGAUGUCAUUAGGACAUCCUCCAGACCGAUGUUUGAAGUUCCCCAAAUCACAGUAUAUACUGCGAAGACGUCAUAUUAUGAGACAACAACAGCACCACUGCAUGAAACAACAGAAGGUAGAUUGUCUUAUUAUAGGCGAUCGCCAUCACCAAGACCCAGGAGUAGAACACCAACACCUGAGCCGAGAAGAGGAACAUCUCCUAUGAGACUUUUAAAACCAGCAUCUAAUGGUAGAAGAGGAACAACUCCAACCUCUGAAAUUAGGGGUAGAAUAACGCCAACUCCCGAAGUCAAAAGAGCGAUAACCCCAACUUCUGAGAUGAGGGGUAGAACCACUCCCAUUUCUGAAGUCAAAAGAGGGACAACUCCAACUUCUGAGAUGAGGGGUAGAACCACUCCCAUUACUGAAGUCAAAAGAGGGACAACUCCAACUUCUGAAAUGAGGGGCAGAGCAACACCAACUUCUGAAACUCGGGGAAGAACAAUGCCAAUUUCUGAAGUCAAAAGAGGGACAACUCCAACUUCUGAAAUGCGAGGCAGAGCAACACCAACAUCAGAUGUCAAAAAAGGUACAACUCCAAAAAGAGGUUCAACUCCUACAACUGAAAUCAAAAGAGUUACAACACCAACAGUAGAGAUAACUGUAUCAAAAACUCCCACUGGGCGACCAAAGACCCCUUCGCAUCAUGUGCGUGCCAAGACACCUGUAUUUGAAAUAUCAAGACCUAAUCCGCUUUUAUUUGCUGUCUCCCCAGAAUACGAGGGAAGGCGAUCUAAAACACCAACUUUACUCUCUGUAUCUGGAGAGUUAAGCCAGAAACCAUUAGAGACUGAACCGCCCAAAGUAAGUAUUCCAAAUGGUGAUGUUGAACUGAAAUCCUUGGGAACCUCCACAGCUAAAACAUUUACUGAAGUCUUGCCAAAACCUGAGACCCAAGAAUCAAUACCAAAGACGAGUGUCAUAGAACUUUUGGUGCCACCGCCUUCAACAGCAACACUUCAACCUGCAAUCACUGUGAGUUCAGCUGCCACUCAGAGACCUAAGACUCCCACUCAAGAAGUUUCCAAACCUGUCACACCAAAGACUGAAUAUCAGCAACCAAAAGUUGCUGCUAAGACUUCAACACCUUCAGCAGGGUCUACAAAAACAAAGUCAGCCCAAAGCCACGCCCAGACCUUGAAACCAAUAAUAGGAGUAAGGCCCAAGACCCCAACACACGGUGGUGCCAGAGGCACACCUAAAACAUAUUAUGGCUUAACUCCGGCAGCCUACGUUGCUCAUGGGGGCAUACAAACAUCGGCACCCUCAUACAGUAUGUCUAGACCUAAAACACCAACUGCAGAGUCACCGAAACCUGAAGAGCAGAAAGGACCUGAGAAGCAAGUGUCCUCACAAGAACCACCAAGAGUGGAGGUACCCAGUGAACAGCAAGUGAAAACUACUGUAGCUGAGGCACCAACUCAAAAGAGUACAGAAACUAAGGCCUCUUUGGGUGCAGAAGCACCAAGAGUGGAGGUACCCAGUGAACAGCAAGUGAAAACUACUGUAGCUGAGGCACCAACCCAAAAGAAUACAGAAACUAAGGCCUUUGUGGGUACAAAGCCUCAAGAGGCCAAGAAAUCACCUGCAUUACUGCCUAAGACUAAACCAGUGCCUGUGGUUGAGAGGGCUAAACCACAGGCUACUGAAGCAAAACAAGCCAAGAGCCCAGCAACUUCAACUGUGCCUAAAGCCUCUGUAACAGAGACACCAAAAGGCAACGCUGCAAUUGCUGUGCCGCCUAAACCAAAGACUCCAACGCCAGGGGUUAAGAUCCCUCCCGCGCAAAAACAAAUUGCAGCUCAAUCUACAAAGUCAAAGACCUCUGAGAAAGACUCAGAUGAACCAAAGAAACAAGAUGUUAAAAGCAAGAUUCUUAAGGAGCAAAGUAAAGUGUCUACAAAACCAGCCGUGCCAAAAGACUCUGCUUUAGGGACCUUAACUGUUAAAGCGUCAGGGACACAAUCGAUCAGUUCCAUCCUUAGUCCCAAACCCAAAAUCAGUGAGCCACCUAAAGCAGAUAAGUGUGGGGUCCAGCCUGUGACAAAACCAAAGGAAAAGCCGGCUGAUGAAGAAAAAAACAUUAAAGAAGUAAAAACUGAAUCAAAGGCUGGUGAACCAACACUAACAAAAACUAGUGAGGAAAAGAUGGAGAAAGGAAGCGCCUUCCCGAAAGCAGAGCCUCUCCUGAAAGUAGUCAAGAAACCUACAGGGAUGAUGAAAUCGAAGCUCAGUGGGUGGUCACGCCUCAAGAAGCACAUGGUGGUGGAGGUGGAGGAACCCAAGUUCCCUGAGCAACCACCAGCUUCUGCCACAGAGCCUAAGAAAGAAAUACCCAACGGGGAACUGCCCAAGCUGAUCAUGAAGAAAAAAGACGAGGACGAAGCCUCGUCAUCUAGCCAGCCGUCAGAGGGCAAAGACUCCCCGCGAGCUACCAAGAUGUGGGAUGCCGUCCUCUUCCAGAUGUUCUCCACCAAAGAGAACAUCAUGCAACAGAUCAUGGCCGACAAAAGCGAGGAGGAGAAGAAGGAGCUGGAGAAGCAAGUGGCGACUAAACCCGAGGAGAUCCCUGCCUUCGCACAUCGCCUGCCAGUCCUCCUAUUCAGUCCUCGUUUCGAUGCUAAAAGGCUGAGAGAAGCAGCAUCCCGACCAGUGACUAAGAUGUCCACCGUGUUUGAAAUGGCCCUCAUAGGCCGCCAUGUGAAGGAUGAGGAACCAAAACAAUUCAACAGAACAGCAAAAGGAUUCAAUGCAUCAAACCCCACUGAAGCUUAAUUGAUAUGGGUACCGGUAAUCUGUUUCCUUUCUCUUGUUAAAUAAAUAGUGUACAGUUCUAAUAAUUAAUCAAACAAGCUCUGAAUCUUUCAUGGUAAUAAAAUAUUUAUAUUUCAACGUCCAGUUUUACACUUGAAGAGCAGACUGUAAACUUGUUUAUUUAUCUAGGAAAUUUUUAAAUCUAUCCUGGUGCCAAUUUCUCAGACAUAAGUAGUCUGUUUUAUUCAGCACUGACGUAGGGAAAAGGGAAAUAUAUAUAUAUAUCUCAUAUAAUAUUCUCAGUGCUUCAUAUUUGUUGUUACAUUAUAAAGACAAAAACUUCAUACACCAUUUGUAACUACACUCCAUCAAACAAAUGAAUUGGGUUAGAAUUAAAUUAAAAACUUUCAUGUAUUAAAUCAUUGGUGAACCCUGCAGAUAUGUCAAUUUUCUGCAUUAAACAUGUGUCACUAUACCAACAAAAUACUAAUCAUAAAACCAUGGUGAGGUCACACCAGUAUUUUUAGUAUUUCUAAGUAAAUUUGAGUAUUUCUAAGACAAGAUGGUGCUAUACAACAGAGGAUACUUAGUGAUAGUGAAUACACAGCUAUUUGCCGAUUGUUAUUUUGGUCAUUAGUUUGAUCAGCUUAUUACUGUCUUUUUUUUUCUUUCUCAGUGUACUCAGUGUAACAUCCCAGCACAAGGGCCUGUCUGACAGGACAAUGGCAGCGGGCAGUAGCCACAGCUGUAGGCAAAAUGAGAACGGGGGAAGAGUGAAGGGGUGUGUGUGGGUGGGGAUGUGGCCAUGAUAUGGGACGUUGGAAUCCUGGGUGAGAGGUUCUGAGUCAGGGAUGUAUAGAGUAAAUACUGUGCUGUCUGAAUCCACAGUGACCCUCACAUGAAGAAGGCAAGCAGAUGGAUAUGCGAUGCAUGCUAGAUCCCAGUGACUAGUGCAUGCUUUAAGUUAACUGCAUGCUUGGAGAGCACAGUAUAGAUGGUCAGCCUUUAUGAGCAGGACGUCCGAGAGCAGCAUGGUGUCUGGUGUCAAAGCUCUAUAUUUCUGUGGCCUACGCAAAGGAAGAGAGGUGUUGGGGUGAGGUUGAUGAUGUGGAAAGUGACUGUAAUUCACAAUGCAUGGCUGACAUUUGCAGAGGACAAACAGAGAUAAUUUUAAUAGUGGCAGUGCAGGGUGGUGUUAAAUGGAGUAGUAUUUGUGAGUAUGGUAAGUUUGGACCUUUGCUUUUCCCAAUGCAUGGAUGUUAUUACGUUUAAAUGCGGCUAAGUACACUGUGUCUGUGUUGACAGUGAUGUGUAAGAUGUUUCAGAUGUUGAAGUACAUUGUGUAAGCUAAUGUUAUUUUAUAUACAGUAUUUUUCUAAUAAAAUGGCUUGAUUAGGAGAAAGGUC
Messenger RNA from Alosa sapidissima (American shad), 5464 nucleotides. RefSeq names its product proline rich 33 (gene prr33). The transcript has 4 exons. Lineage: Eukaryota; Metazoa; Chordata; Actinopteri; Clupeiformes; Clupeidae. The coding region runs from base 504 to 4079 and encodes 1191 amino acids. The record is from RefSeq and is a predicted model, not a curated record.